CUUUGCACAUCUAUUGCGUCUUUUCCUUAUCUCUUUCAAAACAUCUUCACAUCACAUGCUUUGUUUUCAUUUUGCUCUGCUUUUUUAGUGAAUGGCUACUCUAAGUGAUAUUGGGGUGUCAGCAUUAAUCAAUAUUCUGAGUGCAUUUGCGUUCUUGUUGGCUUUUGCUCUGUUGAGAAUUCAACCAGUUAAUGACAGAGUUUACUUCCCAAAAUGGUAUAUCAAUGGAGAGAGAGCAAGCCCAAGAAGGGGUGGGAAUUUUGUGGCGAAGUUCGUCAACCUCGAUUUCAAGACUUAUCUUACUUUCUUGAACUGGAUGCCUCAAGCUUUGAAGAUGAGUGAGACCCAGCUUAUCAACCAUGCUGGCCUUGAUUCUGCUGUUUUCCUUAGAAUUUACACUCUUGGCUUAAAGAUUUUUGUGCCCAUAGCUGUUGUGGCCCUUCUAAUCCUUAUUCCAGUGAAUGUGUCAAGUGGAACAUUAUUUUUCCUGAGGAAAGAAUUGGUUGUGAGUGACAUUGAUAAGCUUUCGAUAUCAAAUGUUCCCCCUAAAUCUAUAAGGUUUUUUGUUCAUAUUGGAUUAGAAUACUUGUUCACAAUUUGGAUUUGUUACAUGCUCUACAAGGAAUAUGAUAAUGUAGCAACAAUGAGGUUGCAUUUCUUGGCCUCUCAGCGUAGGCGUGCAGAACAGUUCACUGUAGCUGUGAGGAAUGUGCCGCAGAUUCCAGGUCACUCAAUAGCAGAUUCUCUAGACCACUUCUUUAAAACAAAUCACCCUGAUACUUAUCUUUGUCACCAGGCAGUAUAUAAUGCAAACAAAUUCGCUUCACUGGUGAGGAAAAGAGAUAGGCUUCAAAAUUGGCUGGACUAUAAUCAAUUGAAGUUUGAAAGAAACCCGGAGAAGAGACCAACAAAAAAGAUAGGUUUUCUUGGGCUAUGGGGUGAAAGAGUUGAUUCCAUUGAUUUCUACAAACAACAAAUAAAAGAAUUUGAUAAAAGAAUGGAACUAGAGCGCCAGAAAGUUCUCAAGGACUCCAAAUCUAUCCUGCCUGUUGCUUUUGUAUCAUUCAAAUCACGUUGGGGGGCUGCUGUUUGUGCCCAGACACAACAAAGUAAAAAUCCUACACUGUGGUUAACAGAUUGGGCUCCGGAACCCCGUGAUGUUUAUUGGCGAAAUCUGGCAAUACCAUUUGUCUCUUUGACCAUUCGGAAGCUAAUUAUAUCAUUAUCAGUAUUUGCCUUGGUAUUUUUCUACAUGAUACCCAUCGCAUUUGUGCAAUCUCUUGCAAAUUUAGAGGGUCUGGAAAGAGUUGCUCCCUUCCUUAGGCCAGUUAUAGAACUGAAAUUCAUCAAAUCUUUCUUGCAAGGUUUUCUUCCCGGCCUUGCUCUUAAGAUCUUUUUGUAUGUUCUUCCUACAAUUUUGAUGAUCAUGUCAAAAAUUGAGGGACAUAUAGCUAUAUCAACUCUUGAACGACGAGCAUCAGCAAAGUACUAUUAUUUUAUGUUGGUGAAUGUGUUCUUGGGGAGUAUAGUGACUGGAACAGCUUUUCAGCAGUUGCACUCGUUCCUUCACCAACCACCAACCCAGAUCCCUAGGACCAUAGGGGUGUCAAUACCAAUGAAGGCCACUUUCUUUAUUACAUAUAUAAUGGUUGAUGGAUGGGCUGGUAUAGCUGGUGAAAUUCUCCGACUAAAACCAUUGGUUAUUUUUCAUCUCAAGAACAUGUUUUUGGUGAAGACUGAAAGAGACAGAGAAAUGGCCAUGGACCCUGGCAGUGUGGACUAUCCGGAAACUCUCCCAAGUCUCCAACUCUACUUCCUUUUGGGAAUUGUAUAUGCUGUAGUUACUCCCAUUCUUCUUCCUUUUAUACUAGUCUUCUUUGCCUUUGCCUACCUGGUUUACCGUCAUCAGAUAAUUAAUGUCUACAAUCCCCAGUACGAGAGUGGUGCUGCAUUCUGGCCACACGUGCACAGCCGCAUAAUAGCAAGCUUAUUGAUCUCUCAACUUCUAUUGAUGGGCCUGCUCAGUACAAAAGAGGCUGCUAAUUCAACUCCCCUGCUUGUUAUCUUACCAAUAUUGACAUUAUCCUUCCAUAAGUAUUGCAAGAGCCGCUUUGAACCUGCAUUCAGAAAGCAUCCACUGGAGGAAGCAAUGGCAAAGGACUUAUUGGAUCGGACAACUGAACCUGAUAUAAACUUAAAAGCAUUCUUAGCUGACGCUUACUUGCACCCAAUUUUCCGAUCUUUCGAGGAAGAGGAGUUGGUAGAGAUCAGAGUUGAUAAAGUUAGAGUUGAUAGACACCAAUCUUAUGCCGACAAUGCCCAAAGCAGAGAUGAUAUCAGUUCCCCCUCCCCACCUCAUCAUGCAUAUCAUCCAACCUCCCCUCCUCACCAUAGCUAUCAUCAGCCCACCACCUCUCCACCCCAAGAUAUCUAUCACCAUGGCAUUCCACCCCAAUAUGAUUAUAACCAUUAUGGCUAUCAUUAUGAAGCAGAGUCAUGGACUUCAAGGGACUAAAAUGCUUAGAAAGAAUCUUAACCAAUUUGUCCAAUCUCAUAACUUACCACCAGUUACUAGUAGGCAUUGAUGAUGAGUUCUUUCCUUUCCUGUAAUUAUUAUUAUUUAGAUGAAGUACAUAUGGUUCUAUCAGUUUGAAGGCAUUCUUAUUAGAAAUUAUGUUGAAGUUCCAGCAUGCUAAAUCUGGUGUCUGCAAAAGAAGUGAGAGAUGUUCCGAGUUUCGACCUGUUUGAAGAUUUGAACUUCCCUUUGUUACUCGGUUGUAAUUGUUGAUACUUUGGUUCAAUGAUUUUCUUUCCUCCUUUAUUUGUAAAUUAUUGAUUUGUCAAUGUAAAAUGACUUUAACAUA
Molecule: messenger RNA, 2864 nt
Organism: Gossypium raimondii (Peruvian cotton)
Lineage: Eukaryota; Viridiplantae; Streptophyta; Magnoliopsida; Malvales; Malvaceae
Product: CSC1-like protein At1g32090
Exons: 11
Coding region: 92-2515 (807 amino acids)
Cellular component (GO): plasma membrane
Molecular function (GO): calcium-activated cation channel activity
Source: RefSeq, a predicted model, not a curated record